Molecule: messenger RNA, 312 nt
Organism: Durusdinium trenchii
Lineage: Eukaryota; Dinophyceae; Suessiales; Symbiodiniaceae
Source: the annotation of a GenBank genome assembly
AUGCGCCUGGCGCGGCUCUUGUCCUCCCUGAGACCCGGUGCCCGAAAGGCUUUGCAAAGCCAGCUGGAACACCUGGGCCGUGAGUGUGAGGAGGUGAAGGAGAUCUUUAAGGCUGGGAAGCUGGAGGAAGCCGAGGACCGGUACCAGCAGUUGCUGAGCCGUGUUCAGGCCUUGACCUCCGAGGCGCCCUUCCAAGAUGUCCGGAAAGAGGAGGUGCGAAUCUGGACGAACUUGGCCCUUUGCCAGAAGAAGCAGGGCCGCGUCGGAGAUGCAGCCUCCUCCGCCUCAAGAGCUCUGGAGCUGGAGCCUUAA